AUGGCAGCGCCGUCUGUCGCCGCACAGGCCAAGCCCGCCUUGACGCUAGACGUCAAUCUCGGCUCCUCCGGUCUUGGCUCCAUCGGCGGUUCGGGCACGAGCACCACUCCACGCUCGCACCAGAACGCGGUCAACAACAAGAUCAACAACCAAAUACACGCCUCCACCUUCGGGCCGCAGUCUGACUACAACCCCAACCACGACCAAGCAUACGCUCACGAUGACUUCGAACACCAGCCCGACAACGGCGGCUUCAGCAGCGACGAAGACGGUCAAGACCUUUACGCAGCCGCAACCAGCAGACUCAAGGCUGGCAGCUCCAGCUCCGGCGCUCUUGCCACACGAGACGAUUCCCACUCACCAGCACACGCCAGGCUUCGACAACAAGAUCCCAACGCCAUGACAGACGCCUCCAACCACAGUCAGCGCGACAGUGUCGACGCUUACGGUCACGACGAGUAUGCACAGGAUCAGCACUAUCACCACCACCAGAUGGCCGACGGCAUACACGACGAAAUGGUCUACGACGACGACGACGACGACGACGCCGACGAGAUCGAAGACGAUGAAUCCGACCUCAGUUCUAGCCCUUCCAUCCCAGACGAAAACAUCGACUUUGACCUCGUAUACGCCUUGCACAACUUUGUCGCCACCGUCGAGGGUCAGGCCACCGUCCACAAGGGCAACAGCCUCACAUUGCUCGACGACAGCAACAGCUAUUGGUGGCUCGUGCGUGUCCUCCGCACCCAAGAGGUCGGCUACAUCCCCGCCGAGAACAUCGAGACUCCCUUCGAGCGUCUCGCGCGUCUCAACAAGCACAGGAACGUCGACCUCACCUCGGCUACCGACGACGACCACAUACAAGUCCCCGAAAGGAUCUUCACCAGCCAUCUCGUCAAGGCGAGAAACGCUACUGGCACCGCCGGUGUCUCGAUGCAUUCGGGCAAGCUUUCCGCACUCUCACGCCGGGCACAGGGUGCUCCAGCACCUCUGAGUAACCAGCAGAAGCGAACCAAGCGAGGCGUCGUCUUUGGCCCUUCCACCUAUCUCGAACACAGCGGCGACGAGUACUCCGACUACGACGAAGAGGGCGAAGAGCACGACUUGGAGUAUGAGGAGGAUCCCGAUGCCGAAUACGACGACGACGAAGACGAGCACGAUCAAGAGCAAGCAGAGUACGAUGACAGCGACGACCAGCGCAGGGAUGCUCAGGCUCGUCACCAUGAGAACAUCGGCUUCAAUAAGAUGGAACCCGACGAUGGCAUGGAGUGGGACGCACAGGAGGCAGAGCGCGUUCAACAGCGACAGCAAGACGCUUUGCUUUCCAGAGGUCCACAGGACCAGCAAACCAGAUCCAUCCAGCAGCAAGCAGCUGAGGCCCAACAGCAGAUCAUGUCGCACCCUUACGCGCAACAGUACGCAAGGGCACCUGCCGGUCCACCGCAAACGUCCGCCGACCAAGCCCAACGUGGAAAUGGCGCUCCAUAUCAGCAACCAGCUCCGCAGGCUUCCGGGCUGCAACAAUUUGUUUCUCAGAACCAGAACAGCGCUGAUUCGCCCAUGUACGCAAACGGUCGGUCCUCGACGUCUUCACAGCAGCUCUCGGCUGCCGGCCCAAACUAUGGCUCACUGGCACCUGGUCGCGUUCCGGGCGAGCACAUGCGCACCACUUCGGCAGAGCGUUCCAUCUCCAGCGUCACUUCGAACGGCUCGGUCAUCUAUGACUCCACUGGCCGACCCACUUCGAUCGCCAUGAAUCGCACAAGCAGCUCCGGCAGCGGAGGCCUUCCCACGUCGGCCGCUAUGAAUAGGAACAGCAGUUCCAGCAGCAGCGGCGGCUUCCUUCCAUCGCAGAUUCAGCGCGAGCGUGCCAGUUCCGACGCCAGCGCCAACUCAACCAUCAUUGCCGCCGACGCUUCCUCCUUGUCAGACAAGGACAGGCGCAAGAGUAGUCGUACCAGCAAGGGCAACGACAGCUACGACACGAGCGACGACAAGGCGGGAAAGAAACGCUCCGGCGUUUUCAGCCUCUUCUCAAGAAAAGACAAGAAGGAUCGCAAGAGUGGCAACUUUGACGACAAGGAACCCAAUUUGGGCAUCAGCUCCGAGGACGCCUUUGUCAGUGCCAAUGCACGUGGCCAUAGCAGCCCGGCUGCCAGUGUGUCUUCUUUCAAUCCUAUCGUACAGGCCGCCAACGCGGGUCUUCAGCCCGGUCAGAGCAUUGGCAUGGGCCGCGCAGUUCAGGAGCGCGACCGAGCCACCCAGGAGGCGUACGUCAGACAGUUCCUAUCCCCACAAAACAGCAGCGUCGACUCGUCUCAUGCGCCCAAUUCGGCUGGUCUCGAGGACAAGAAACGCAUGCCACAGCGUCCCGGUUCGCUGAUCGGUCCAUCGGGAUCGACGCCCAUGCUCAGCGUGCUUCGCGUGUUUGCAGGCGACGGUGUCGAUUCGGACUCGACCUUCAAGACGGUGCUGCUCAACGAUAGCACUCGCUCGAUCGAUCUACAACGUCAAGCGUUGCAGCGCUUCGGCGUCGAUCUGCACGACGCGGACCAGUACGUCUUGACCAUAAAGCGCCUCGAAGGUGAUGAGCGACCGUUGGACGAGGACGAACACCCUCUCGAGCUCUUCAACACGCUCACCGAAAUACUCCAGCAAGGCCAGGUCACUGUGCCCAGCGUCAAGCGAUCCAGCGUCGGCUCCAUCUCGUCCAUCAACUCGAACCUCAGCACGCAUCCCGCCAUCGCCCGACUCGGCAACGACUUUAGCGACGACCACGCCGUCAAGUUCUACAUCAGCAGACGCGAUCGACUCCAAGGCUAUGUCGAUCUCAGCGGCAAUCACACGGCAGACGUCUCGAAUCGGUCCGCCAACGUGUCCGACCUCUCCGUGUCGCAGGACAACAGCAAUCCGACAUCGUUGAGCCUGGUCGGUGACGAGAACGCUCCUAGCAGCCACUCUUCCCUGCUCACCGGAGAGACGAGCGAAACAGUGCAGAGCGCCACUGCUCGCUUCGCCCUGCGGCUCAUCAUCUACUCUUCGGAUCUGCCGGAAGGGAUCGUAUUUGACCCGCAGUCGAAUGCGCUCAUUCCUGCCGCGACUCUUCGACAGCGAAUGGCCGGUCGUCCGGAUGCUCUGGCGGAGUCGGCGUCCCAGAAUCGCUUCCGCGAAAAGAUCCUCACCUUUCCACGAAACACAACGGUGGCCGAGGUGGUCGAAGAGGGUCUCGAUCGCUUCGGUAUCGCGGAAGGCGUCGUCGAGGGCGGUGACGACGUCGAGGAUCGUCCCUCGAGACGCAAGAGCAGGCUCCACGUCAAGUACGGCCUUGCCGUGCAGGCCGCCGAUGGUGAGCGCGCGUUGGCGCCGACCAGCAAGGUGCUGGAGGCGUACCCAUCGCCGCCUUCCUUCAAGCUGGGAAUCGGCAAUCGCAGAUCCACGGACGGCAAGCGUCGCAGCAUCGAUGCAGCCGCCUUGCUGGGCGCCUCGGACGACGUCGGUGCGCACGAUCCUGUCUUUGUCCUUCGUCAGAUCACGCACGCUCACUCGGGACCCAGGCCAAAACAGAUGGCCAACACGGUGGGCGCAAGAGCGCACAGCCCAACCGACAAUGUGCUUGCCGCAGUACAAGAGACGCGUCAGACGCAGCCGCUCGCAAGCCCUCGACUUGGCGGGUCCAGAGACGCUACGCAAGCCAAUCAAGCCAAGCCGAACCAGGGCAAAACGCCUCAGGAGAUCAUCGCAGCUCAACGCGCAGCAGCAGCCGAGCGCAACGCCGCAGUGCUGGGGGCACAGCGCAACGCGCAACAAGGUGUCGAUGUCGUCUUGACCAAUCAAGCUCGCAUUCGGUCUUCGAAAUUGGGCUCUUCGAACAAGUUCCGAUACUCUUACGUCCCCGUCGACGGACAAGAACGAGAUAUCAGUUCGAUCAUUGAGGAAGUCAUGAAGGAUCAAAUGCAGUCGUCGCACGACACUCGCGCGACCUCUUCUGCCGACACGGGUCUCAGUCCCAGAGACGCCGAACGACCGCCGUACGGUACCAGGAGGAUGCAAAGCGAUCUCACGACCGAUGACUAUGCUUCCGCCCGAAGUUCUUCCGGUGCCAACAGCCCGCUCAGCUUGGACGAGGUCAACUUCGAGGUGCGGUCUCCGGACGAGAUCGAAGGAGGUGUAGCUCCGCUCGCCCUUGGGAAGCAACGUAAGCAGGCGGGCGCACCGGGUGUACAGGGAGACUUGCUGGAUACGCUGUUGCGAGCGAGUCCGCAGUCGGAUGCCAAGGUCGAGGAAAAGAUCAAUGCUGUCCUCGAUCGUGUACAGACGCCGACCAUGUCUUCGACUGCUGUUCCGUCCAGAGAGUUGACGCCCAAUGGCGUGCGCUCGAACUCGGCAGCUGAUGCCGCGUCGACUAGCAGAGCAGGGGCGGUCGGAGCAGGAGUGGCAGCGGCGGUGGUGGCUGGAGCAGUAGGAGCGGGAGCAGCGGCAACGGUGGUGGCGGGAAUGGCGACGGCAGGUGCGACAGCAGCGGUGGCCCACAACAAGCAACACUCUGUCGGAUCCGAAUUUUCCAACUCUCGCGAUACAUCUAGCCCCCUCACCAUCGGAACGAGCUCCGCCGCCACCCAUGCGACCAAUACCACGGGCACGAUGCUCACUCCGCUCUCGAACUUUGUUCCGAAUCGUCAGCCGACUGGUCUACGAUCCGCCUCGGCGCCCAGCCCCGGUGCCGGCUCACGCUCCGUGACACCUUCCACCUACCCUUCGGUCGCAGCGCUCUCGUUUGGCGCGGACGACGCCUCGCUCUCCCACCUCUACACCAUUGUCGACGCUGCUGCACGUCGCGAUCCGCGCAGACGUCUACUCACUCACGCCUCCAUGUCGUCCAUCAGCUCUGCCACUUCACCCAUCCUCAACCAAUCGGCGCUCUUUGGCGGCACCGGAAGCAUCAGUGGCGGAUCCGGCUCACGUCCCGGAAGCAAACUCUCCUCCCACGCCGUCAGAUUGCAGGCUCUGUUGGAAGACGAAAGGGACGCACUGAAACCCGAACCAGGAGGACUGUUCGCUCCCAACAUGCCUUUCGUAGAGGACAAGAAGCUGAGGGAAGCCUACAGUGGCAUCAACCGACAGUUGGGCGAUAUCGACGAUAGCCUCGAUAGCCUGUUGGCCGACGUGAUCAGAAUCUUUUAA
Messenger RNA from Pseudozyma hubeiensis SY62, 5181 nucleotides. RefSeq lists its product as hypothetical. Bases 1 to 5181 code for a protein of 1726 amino acids. The record is from RefSeq and is a predicted model, not a curated record. Lineage: Eukaryota; Fungi; Basidiomycota; Ustilaginomycetes; Ustilaginales; Ustilaginaceae. Gene Ontology annotation, molecular function: protein binding. Gene Ontology annotation, cellular component: microtubule cytoskeleton; cell tip. The transcript has a single exon. Gene Ontology annotation, biological process: signal transduction; establishment or maintenance of actin cytoskeleton polarity.